GAAUCCACACACAUCCAAUCACAACCACAUCAUAUAUCUCCCGCUAACCAUUUUCUCCAUUCUUUCUUUGAUCCUUUUUGGUUUCUUAUCUAUCAUAUAUUUAUUUUUUUCUCUGAUCUCCACUUGUUCCUCUUCUUCGUUUGCGAUUCUGAUCAGACAUGGCUGCUGCGAUAAGUGCUGCAGUCUCUUUACCUUCCUCCAAGUCGUCUUCUCUACUCACCAAAACCUCAUUAUCCUCUGUGUCCCCUCAAAGGAUUUUCCUCAAGAAGAGCACACUGUGUUACAGAGUUGGGGGCAGAGUUGUGUCAGUGAAGGCUCAGGUGACAACAGAGGCUACCGAGGCCCCAGUGAAAGUAGUCAAGGAGUCAAAGAAACAGGAAGAAGGAAUCGUUGUCAACAAAUUCAAACCUAAGAACCCUUACACUGGUCGAUGCCUCUUGAACACCAAGAUCACCGGCGAUGACGCUCCCGGUGAAACCUGGCACAUUGUCUUCACCACCGAAGGUGAGGUUCCGUAUAGAGAAGGGCAAUCGAUAGGAGUGAUCCCUGAGGGAAUUGAUAAGAACGGGAAGCCCCACAAGCUGAGGUUGUACUCAAUCGCCAGCAGUGCCAUUGGUGACUUUGGAGACUCCAAGACCGUUUCUCUCUGUGUCAAGAGAUUAGUUUACACAAAUGAUAGCGGAGAGAUUGUUAAGGGGGUCUGCUCCAACUUCUUAUGUGACUUGGAGCCGGGUGAUGAAGCUAAGAUCACUGGACCUGUUGGGAAGGAAAUGCUUAUGCCUAAAGACCCAAAUGCCACCAUCAUCAUGCUUGGAACAGGAACUGGAAUAGCUCCAUUCAGAUCAUUUUUGUGGAAAAUGUUCUUCGAGGAGCACGAGGACUACAAGUUCAAUGGUUUGGCGUGGCUCUUCUUGGGUGUACCCACAAGCAGCUCACUGCUGUACAAGGAGGAGUUUGAGAAGAUGAAAGAGAAGAACCCAGACAACUUCAGGCUGGACUUUGCGGUGAGCAGAGAGCAGACAAACGACAAGGGAGAGAAAAUGUACAUUCAGACAAGAAUGGCAGAGUAUGCAGAAGAGCUUUGGGAGUUGCUGAAGAAAGACAACACCUUUGUUUACAUGUGUGGUCUUAAGGGUAUGGAGAAGGGUAUCGAUGACAUUAUGGUCUCACUUGCUGCUAAAGACGGGAUCGAUUGGUUGGAGUACAAGAAGCAAUUGAAGAGGAGUGAGCAGUGGAAUGUUGAAGUUUAUUAAGGAAGCUUCUCAGGGAGUGUUUAUGUUAUGUAGAUAAAACAAUAUAAAGCUGAUAUAUGCAUUGUCAAAUCUGCUUCUUUCUUCUUUCUGAAGAUUUGAUCCAUCAAAACAUUCAGAAGAGAGUAUAGCAAACUACUCUUUCACUUGUUGGUUAUUCAUGCUAUAUUUCUUGCGACAA
Molecule: messenger RNA, 1431 nt
Organism: Capsella rubella
Lineage: Eukaryota; Viridiplantae; Streptophyta; Magnoliopsida; Brassicales; Brassicaceae
Product: ferredoxin--NADP reductase, leaf isozyme 1, chloroplastic
Exons: 9
Coding region: 159-1253 (364 amino acids)
Molecular function (GO): oxidoreductase activity
Source: RefSeq, a predicted model, not a curated record